Anopheles maculipalpis is the source of this 2043-nucleotide messenger RNA. RefSeq names its product tudor domain-containing 6-like. Gene Ontology annotation, biological process: spermatogenesis. The record is from RefSeq and is a predicted model, not a curated record. The transcript is spliced from 4 exons. The coding region runs from base 1 to 2043 and encodes 680 amino acids. Lineage: Eukaryota; Metazoa; Arthropoda; Insecta; Diptera; Culicidae.
AUGAUAGCUUCGGUACUAGCUGCUCCUUCUUUCACGAUUCCCGCUAUGGAUUGUGCCAGCUGUAAACGCCAGGGAGCCAAUUUGGUAUGCUCCACUUGUGGAACGUUUUACUGCAGUGUACCUUGCCAGGCGAAGCACUGGCCUACGCAUAGAUAUUUUUGUAUGCCUCGGUUGGUGAUGGCCACUCCACUGCUUGGAACUGCUGCCUACGUAGAAUCAAAUAUGACCUCAUCGACGCCUGAACCACCUAACAUGAUGGCGAAGUCCUGUAACCAAGAAGCGAUGUUGAGCUCUUCACCCAACGUGAAGCACAAUUCAAAUUUUAUUAAUCGUGAAAACGGUAAUGGUACCACCAACAAACAAUAUCAUUCGCUGAAUAAUGGGAGAAGGGGAAGCUCGCCACAUGCGGUGGUAGCGGCUAAUGAUGCAUCCAAGAGAAACGUAACUUCGAAUGCGAAGAAAAUGCAACAAAAGUUGGACAACAUCCUCAUCGAGGCAAAAAAUACAAAUGCGAGGUUGUCGUCGACGGAAAGGACUACGGAAGUUAAGACGGAAGUAAUGUUGGUCAGCGGCGCUACCACCACGAAAGCAAAUGUGGAUAAUUGCGGACGGAAGGACGUAGAUACUAAGGAGAAAAAAUUGGUAGAGAAACUGGUCAGUAAUACUGCUCUUCCAAAAACAAACACGGUAAAGGACGUCCAAAAGGCCGAAUGUCCUACUAUGAAAAAACAGACGCAAAAGCCUGUUGCCGCUGGUUUGAAAGAAGCAAACACCAAGAUCGUCAAUUCCCAAAGCAUCAUUCGAUCAGCAAAUGUAAAUGACCAAAAGCCAGACAAUACCAGCAUGUCCUCCCAACAUCUGCAACAUGCGCCUUUCCCAGACCCGGGCAGUAAGAUGAUGAUAUCAUACGUAGCUGAUGAUAUGCUGUAUAUCUAUGAAACGGGAACCGGACCGAACGGAGACCCGAACAGCUUCGAAGUACUAAUUGCCCGGUCCAUAGAAUGUUCUCGUACCGUGCAGAGCUACAUUUCGACCCCACCAAUCGUAGGGGACAUCGUAUUUGCGGCUUACGAUGGCGAUUACUACCGAGCGGUGGUAAAGUCGAUCAGCAACGCCACUGUUGAAGUAUUAUUUCCAGAUUUUGGCAACUCUCAAACGGUACAAUGGAACACACUUAAGGAAAUCCCGGAUCCGAAGAUAAAGUACGCAAACUGUUUGACGCAUCCCGUGUGGAUCCAAAACGUGCCAUCGUUUACAAUCACUAUGAAAAAGUUCCUGAACCAACACGUGGAUGUGACAGAGUUUAUGCUGCACACAGUGAUCGAUGUGCCUAAUACCAGCACCAAGAUGGUAGAGAUGUAUCAGUGCAGCGAUCAAUACUAUUUGAGUGUUAAGCUUCAAAAUAUCAGUCUGCAGGCAGAUUCCUCCGCCAUUGCCAAGAAGAAGGUGGAUGUGCAACCCAAAUCACCGCAACACACUUCGAAAUACGUUAUUACCAACGCGAACACUUACAAACCGGUGUACAUAGAGGAGUUGAUCGAUGUAAAAACCAUCGAAGGCAAAGGGAUCGAGUUGGUGAUAAUAAAUGCUUCCGAAAGUCAGCUCUCCGUGGUGACAAAAACGAACUUCGCCCUGUACAAAGCGAUGCUGAAGGACAGUGAUGUGUAUGGGAAAAUCGAUCCAAAUCCCUACGAACCGAAGGAAAAUGAGGUAUGUCUGGUAAAGCGGGAUGGUAUCUGGUAUCGUGCAGUAACAUUGCAAGUCGUGGAUGACGAAGCCAAUUUCUAUCUGCUGGAUGAACAGCAAUUCAUUGGCUCGAAUGAUAUCGAAGUACGACGGUAUCCGCCCGGUUUGACGCGACAGCAGUUCGUUGUAGAGUGUGUGGUGGAAAAUACCAACGUAUUGCUGAACGCAAUGGGAGGAAGCGAAACAAAUGCCCAUGAACUCAGCGGAUGUUUCAUGACAGCCGACGUGUAUCAGUCGCCGGCCGAUGAGGAUACGUAUGAAACAACGCAUCUUACUAUUUUGUCUAUCUGCAAGUAA